AUGGGUUCCAGCUACCAGGGCAAGGUUGAUUACGAUGACUACCCAAACUACCCAAACUACUCAAACUACUCAUUUUGGAAUAUAAGUAACAUCACAGACCUCAGUGAUUACUACCACACUUCUGACUGGUGUGAGGCUGGUGAGCAGGAGUUCACCAUCAAAAUGUUCCAGACCUGUGUUUUCUGCCUGAUCUUCCUGCUGGGUGUGAUGGGAAACUGCCUGGUGAUCGCCACCUUCGCUCUCUACCGCCGCCUCAGGCUUCGCUCCAUGACCGAUGUCUUCCUGUUCCACCUGGCGCUGGCUGACCUCCUCUUGCUCCUCACGCUCCCAUUACAGGCAGUGGACACUAACCAGGGUUGGAUCUUCUCCACUCCCCUCUGCAAGGCCACGCGUGCAUGCUAUGCUAUCAACACGUAUAGUGGGCUGCUGCUGCUGGCCUGCAUCAGCAUUGACCGCUACAUGGUGGUGGCACAAGCCCAAGCGAUGCUCAGGCUGCGCAGCCAGAUCUUGACAGCAGGGAAGAUCUCUGCUGUAGGUGUGUGGUUUGUUGCAGUGCUCCUCAGUCUGCCUGAAAUCCUCUUCUCAGGGGUUUCGGGAUCAGGAAUUGAUGCAUACUGUGGCAUGCUAGCGCCUAGAAAUGUCAAAAUGGCCACCAAUGGCACCAUCAUUGCUGUCUUCUGCCUGUCCUUCUUAGUGAUGGCGACAUGCUACUCUUUGAUUGCUCAAGUGCUGUGGGAAGGAAACGCACAUCGGCGGGGGAAGCAGUGGCAUCGGCAGCGUACCUUGAAGCUGAUGGUGGCUCUGGUGCUGAUAUUUCUGCUCUUCCAGUUGCCGUACACCGUGGUGCUGUCACGUAAAAUGGCGGGGCAGUUCUGUGGCCUCCUGUUGGAGUACAUCACCUGCACCUUGGCGUACACCCGUUGUUGCCUUAACCCAAUCCUGUACGCCCUGGUAGGUGUGCGCUUCAGGAAUGACGUGCUGAGGCUCAUCCAUGAUUCAGGCUGCCCCUGUGAGCGGCAUCUGGUACCACAAACUGUGAGCUCCACCUCCAUCUCCCCCUCCUCACCUGCGCUCACCAUGCUCUCAGCCUGCUCGCCGACAUUCCCCAACACUCCAGCCUUAGCUUUCUAAA
Thunnus maccoyii (southern bluefin tuna) is the source of this 1132-nucleotide messenger RNA. It is a transcript of the gene ccr10, whose product is annotated as chemokine (C-C motif) receptor 10. Lineage: Eukaryota; Metazoa; Chordata; Actinopteri; Scombriformes; Scombridae. Gene Ontology annotation, biological process: immune response; chemotaxis; G protein-coupled receptor signaling pathway. The coding region runs from base 1 to 1131 and encodes 376 amino acids. Gene Ontology annotation, molecular function: chemokine receptor activity. The transcript has a single exon. Gene Ontology annotation, cellular component: membrane. The record is from RefSeq and is a predicted model, not a curated record.